Ipomoea triloba (trilobed morning glory) is the source of this 886-nucleotide messenger RNA. Its product is annotated as osmotin-like protein TPM-1. NCBI's taxonomy places the organism in Eukaryota, Viridiplantae, Streptophyta, Magnoliopsida, Solanales, Convolvulaceae. Gene Ontology annotation, cellular component: extracellular region. The coding region runs from base 65 to 724 and encodes 219 amino acids. Gene Ontology annotation, biological process: defense response. The record is from RefSeq and is a predicted model, not a curated record. The transcript has a single exon.
UACGCUUUCUCUUUGAUCACGCACCAAUUCAAAUUAAAGCAUUAUAUUUCACUUAAUUACAAAUAUGGAUUGCUCAACCACACUUCCAUUCCUCCUCAUCCUCCUCCUCGGCCUCUUCACACCCAGUAGCUCCGCCGUCAACUUUGAAGUUCAUAACAACUGCCCCUUCACCGUAUGGGCGGCAGCAACCCCAAUCGGCGGCGGCAAACCACUCGACCCAAACCAAACCUGGAACAUCAACGUGCCAGCCGGCACCACCACGGCCCGAAUAUGGGGCCGCACGAAUUGCAACUUCGACGGUAGCGGAGCGGGUUCAUGCCAGACCGGCGAUUGCGGCGGCGCGUUGCAGUGCACCGCGUGGGGCAAAGCGCCCAACACCCUGGCUGAGUUCGCCCUGAACCAGUAUAACAACUCCGACAUUUUGGACAUCUCGCUCAUCGAAGGAUUCAAUAUCCCCAUAAGUUUUGCGCCCACCACGGCCGGGGGCGGCGACAAAUGCCGUCCAAUCUCUUGCCAGGCUGAUAUCGUCGCCCAAUGCCCCGGCCCUCUCAGGGAUCCUGGAGGGUGUAAUAACCCUUGCGGCAGUGGAGCAUGUGAUCCAGUUUAUUCGGACUUUUUCAAGACUAGAUGCCCUAAUGCUUUAACUUCCUCUAAGGAUGAUACCAAAAGCAAUUUCAUUUGCCUUGCAGGAAGUACUGAUUAUAGUGUUGUCUUCUGCCCAUGAAAUUAGUCAUGCAGAGAUAUUUGUACAAGUAUAAAUUCUUUAUAAUAUAAUGUUAUGAAUAAAUUGUAGACCGGUCUUGAGAUCUUUGUUGAAAACGUUUAAUUACGUUGAAGUAAAGUAUAUAAUGCAGGUCAUAAAAUGUAAAUCAGAACUAUUUUCUCA